Colletotrichum navitas is the source of this 1981-nucleotide messenger RNA. RefSeq names its product major facilitator superfamily transporter. Gene Ontology annotation, cellular component: plasma membrane. The record is from RefSeq and is a predicted model, not a curated record. The transcript has 4 exons. Gene Ontology annotation, molecular function: transmembrane transporter activity. NCBI's taxonomy places the organism in Eukaryota, Fungi, Ascomycota, Sordariomycetes, Glomerellales, Glomerellaceae. Gene Ontology annotation, biological process: transmembrane transport. The coding region runs from base 216 to 1706 and encodes 496 amino acids.
GUCCGGGUAGGACGGAAAUGACCAUGGGACGAAAUAUAAGCCGGCUGCCACCCUAAGUGAUCCUCGGGUUUCUUCCAUCACUGCCCCAUUACUCCGGUUUCCCGUAGUGUAGCCCUCGUCGGCCCUGUUCCAGCGAGGUGUCUUUGCUUGUCCUCUAGUCGCAUUCGGCCAAAGACAACCAGGAAAACGAGUACCGAGCUCGAACGACCGUCAAGAUGCAGUACAACAAGGAGACGAAACCGGCAGAGUCGCCGCCGCGCUCCCUCGAGCAUGCGACCGAGGUCCAUCUCCCGGCCUACGAUGACGAUGCACCCGUCGAGUGCCCCCCUCACACCACCGAGUCCAAGCUCAUUACCAAGAUCGACUUCCGUGUGAUCCCGUUCUUGUGUAUCAUGUACCUAUUGGCCUUCCUGGACCGAGUGAAUAUCGCCAACGCCAAUGUCUUUGGCCUCUCCAAGGAGCUGGGCCUCACCGGCACCCGCUACAACAGCGCUCUCGUCGUCUUCUUUGUGCCCUACGUCCUCUUCGAGAUCCCCUCCAACAUACUCCUCAAGAAGUUCAAGCCCCAUGUCUGGCUCAGCAUCAACAUGUUCGGCUUCGGCCUCGUCACCCUGCUCCAGGGUUUUGUGCAGAACUACGCCGGCCUGUGCACGACGCGCUUCUUCCUGGGUGUUUUCGAGACGGGCAUGUUUCCGGGAGCUUUCUACCUUAUCGGGAUGUGGUACCGUCGCAACGAGGCCCAGCGCCGCUACUCGUUUUUCUUCAACAGCACCACCCUCGCGGGCGCCUUCGGCGGUCUCCUCGCAGCGGCGAUCGGCAAGAUGGACGGCGUCGGCGGCUACUCUGGUUGGCGCUUCAUCUUCAUUCUAGAGGGGGCCUUGACUGCUGUCGUUGCCAUCUUCUUGUUCUUUUGCCUGCCUGAUUUCCCCGAGGACGUUAAAUGGCUCACCGAUGAUGAGAAGGCUUUUGUCUCUGCCCGCCUGCGCGCGGACCAGGGCAAUCCCGCUGCCGAGCGCAACAUCACUCUGCGUGAUGUCGGACGAGUCUUCAAGGACUACAAGAUUAUCCUAGGAGGGUUAAUGUACUUCGGCCUCGUCGUCACGGCUUACGGAUACGCCUACUUCGCACCCGGCAUCUUCCAGACGUAUGGGUACAGCCCUAUCAAGACGCAGCUGCACAGCGUGCCCCCUUGGGUUGUGGCCUUUGUUUUUUCGAUGUCUUUUGCUUUCCUCUCGGAUAGGACGCGGCAUCGAUUCGGCUUUGCCGUUGCCGCGAUCUGUGUGGCCAUCGUCGGCUACGGGAUUCUCAUUUCCAUCCAUGACAACACGCCUGUGCAGACCUUCGGCCUGUACGCUGUAGCUUCAGGCGCUUAUACGGCAAUGCCGAUCAUUGUUUGCUGGUUCAAUAUGAAUCUUGGUGGUCAUCACCGGCGGUCGAUUGGAAGCGGCUGGCAAGUCGGCUUUGGUAACAUUGGUGGCAUCAUUGCCGUCUUUGCUUUCCUGAAAAAGGAUGCUCCCAAGUUCAUCCCCGGGUAUAGCAUCAGUAUAUCCUUCGUCAUCCUCAGUGUCUUAUCUUGUUUGGCGUAUGCUGCCGCCUGUUGGUCGGCAAACAAAGAGAGAGAUAGAACUGCUGGCGAGUCUACGUUGACCCAAGAAGAGAAAAUCGAAUUAGGGGACUUGUCUCCUGACUACAGAUAUCUUCUAUAAGAUUCUUUGGGGGGAAAGAUAGAUAGAAGAGAGUGCAUAGAGCAGCAUAUUUGGAGUCGGUGGAGUAAUUACACUCAAUGCUAAUGCAUUUGGAUGCGUCGAUUUAGGGAGCUUUUAUUGCAAAAGGGCGACGAUGACAGGCACCGUUAUCGUUGCAUCAUUCUAUGUUGUUAACGUAUCCGUACUCAAGUCCGAUUCGUUUAGAGUCGAAACUACACAAACUGGAAAGAAUUCUGAGGGCAGGUUUUCUUAUCUGGGACAAUGUUCCUCCGCGC